GUUCAAUUUUCUGGCGAUUGACCUAGGACGGUACAGGCACUUAUGUCGACAUAGCCUGGCCCCGUGGCACUACACGAAAGAUUACUGCCUCAUGUUUCCUUGCAUAAGUAGCCCCCAUCCAUCCUCAGCAGCUCCCAUAUCCUUCAAUGGCUUCAACUUCCGACUACCAUCUCCAGCCUGCUACUAACUGGUCAACCGAACCUCCUCCUCUCGUGGGAUACCUAAGUCGUAAAACUCUUCCCAUAAAGCGCAACGACGCAGAACCUCUCACCCGAGAGGACGUUCAGUUCGAUCUCCUUGGCCAUAUAUUCAAUGACAAGCACAAAGUUUUCACCCCCCAAGCCCCCAGCGAGGACCCCAAGGUCCACUUCUGCGAUCUCUACGUCAAUGCGUUGUAUAUGUCACACAAGUGUUCCAAAGUCCUCAAAGACAAGAUGGCCGAGACACCUGCUUUCGCAGUCGAGCUUGCCAAAAUUUCUCUUCUGACAAACGUGGGGCGCAUCAACACCACUAUGGCAUUCUUUCCAGAAAUGAAGACAGCCUUGCGGACUUAUCAUCCGGUACCCUCGCUUCAAAAGACCGAUGGUAAUGCCCAAGAUGCCCCGCGGAUCAAGAACUGUCUCAAGGCUGCUUUGCUCCCAUCUGAGCUUAAGAACAUGCCUCCGUCUACUCCGGAAGAAAUCUUGCAGAAGAGCAGGGCUCGUGAACUUCCAUCUACAAGUGUUGUCAAUUUAAUAUUCGUUCUAGCAAACCAUGCGGGCGUAAGGUUUCUAUUUGUGUCUAGUCUCCUCGCACUGACUGCUUGUCAGCCCCUUGCAAGUACUCACUUCGAUCCGCCCCUGAACUUCCUGGAUCUUUUUUUGCCCAUCAACAUAGCUUCAGCUGACCGCGCGCGCGCGUUCCUAUGGCUCGUAUUUCACUAUCUGGAGGGCCCUGAUCAACCAAAUCCGUACGAUGAUGACUACUCCCGCCAAAAUCCCGGCAAGGUUCCUUGGCUGCGCCGUCUCACAGAAGCAGAGAUGGCACAGGAAAAUAUAGACUCUCCUGAUGAAAUCGAAUGGGGCAAGUCGAUGUCAGCACAAAGAAACCUCUUUCUGCAAAGACUCGUCCACUCUAUCGAAAAAGAGAAAAAGGUCAAGGCCGCUGCGUCUACAUCUAAAUUGACUGAACCCACUUCUGGUCGUUCAAGACCCUCAAGAUCACAGCAAGAAGGUACCAGGGACAAACCUUACAUCCAUUAUCUUCCCCCCGACCGUGCACCCCAGAUUACCCGUUCUGUUAGCGAAGACCAUAGAGUUAACUAUAGUAGCUCUCGUGGACCUCAUAGAAGCAUGCUGCAACAUGCUUGGCAGGUCGUCACUUCUACCGAUCCCUUGGCAGACUCGGAUGAAGAACUACAGGACGAACACGUUAGACUUGACUACAGCAGACGUGUAGACGUCAUUGCUCGAUUGCGUGGGCGGCCUCCAUCACCGCUUCCAGAUCUACUGCCACCGGCCAGCAGCACUAGUUCAUACCCGCCACCUAGUAGUAUCUCUGAUACCCGUGAACACCGGUGGCGAACGGUGGAAUCGUGGAAGUAGUUCGCAGUCACGCGUCCCACGGACAAAAGGAAGUAAUCAAGUACCGACAGCCCUUGUGUGCAUAAUACCCAUACCCAAGGGGAUAUACUCCCUCGGAAAAGUUGUACUCGUACUAGUAAGAACUACUAAUGGCAACACGUAAAUGAUGGUGUGUAAGCGUAGGCAGUGGUGUCGAAGGAGCGCACGUGUACCAGAC
Molecule: messenger RNA, 1779 nt
Organism: Suillus discolor
Lineage: Eukaryota; Fungi; Basidiomycota; Agaricomycetes; Boletales; Suillaceae
Exons: 9
Coding region: 147-1583 (478 amino acids)
Cellular component (GO): Ino80 complex
Source: RefSeq, a predicted model, not a curated record